Molecule: messenger RNA, 1101 nt
Organism: Phoenix dactylifera (date palm)
Lineage: Eukaryota; Viridiplantae; Streptophyta; Magnoliopsida; Arecales; Arecaceae
Product: succinate dehydrogenase subunit 5, mitochondrial-like
Biological process (GO): tricarboxylic acid cycle
Cellular component (GO): respiratory chain complex II (succinate dehydrogenase)
Source: RefSeq, a predicted model, not a curated record
GCUGUCGAUCUCUGUAUAUUUUUCGGUCUCAAUCGCCGCUCGAUCUCUCUUUGGACGAAGGAAGAAAAUGGCAGCGACGACGAUUCUCCGGUCUCUGUCCUCGACGGCUGGCCGGAGGCUCCGCUCCCUCUCGACGGCGACCUUUUCCUCCCUCUCCGCCGCCGCCGCUUCCCGCAUUACCACCACCACCACCACCACCAGCAUCUUUCGUCCGUCCCCCACCGUCAACCGCAUGUCAGAUUGCUCUUUCAGAUUGAACUUUAGACUUGCAUUCUCUUCAAAUGUAAGCCAGUUGCCUGCCAUAACUGACCCUGCCAUGGAAGCUGCAUUCAAGGAUUUAAUGGCCAUGAACUGGGAUGAAAUUCCGGAUUCUGUUGUGAAUGAGACAAAGAAGGCACUCUCUAAAGCUACUGAUGAUAAAGCUGGCCAAGAGGCAUUGACAAAUGUAUUUCGUGCAGCUGAAGCUUUGGUGGAGUUUGGUGGGAUUCUAGUUACUCUCAGAAUGGCGCUUGAUGAUCUAAACGGUUUAACUGGUGAGAACGUAGGACGCUUACCAGAUUAUAUAGAAGAUGCCGUAAGAGCUGCAUAUAAGCGCUACAUGGCAUAUCUGGAUUCUUUUGGCCCUAGUGAGGCUUAUUUGCGGAAAAAAGUUGAAACAGAGUUGGGAACGAAAAUGAUACAUUUGAAGAUGAGAUGCAGUGGCAUUGGUUCUGAGUGGGGAAAGGUUACACUUCUUGGCACUUCUGGGCUUUCUGGGUCCUAUGUGGAGCUUAGAUCUUGAGAAAGAUGCCAGGAGGUUGGCUGGGCUUCUGUCUUGGCUACUAAUGGAUAUUUUAUGAACUAUGUUUUAAAUAAGACAAUUGAUCAGUUGAUUCUCAAGUUGUACUUGCAAGUUCAGGAAAUUCCUAGAAGAAUAAAUAUGCUUGUUGCAGUUGAGUUGGAAAUGUCAUUCCUUCUCGCCCACCAAAAUUUUAAUUGAUCGCAUGAGUCUUCCAUUAUCUUUGUUGCAGUGACGUGUUGGGUUGUAUGUUCUUUGCUACUAAUUGAACAUGAGGCUUAUUUGAUCUUCUUCUGUUGCUUAAGAUAGAUCAUAAUUUCUAA